AUGGUAUCAUUACCCAACAGCUUGGAUGAGUCUCUCCAGACGCCAGCCAAGUCCAACGAGGACAGAUACGACGCCGGCUUGCUGGAAUACACAGCACGGAAGUGGACUUCGGCAACACCGCCGGAGAAGAUCGAUGACAUCAACGUACUUCGACAACGAUGUCACCAGCAGAUCACACAGAUCGUGCUGGCCGACAAACUCGUAAACUCAGCAGAAGGCUCAUCCGCACGGUCGGCAGAAACUCACCGCCUCGAACGGAAGAGGUGGGAAACCGAGAACGAAGGCCUCAACAAGGUCAUUGCCGACCAGCAACGGGAAAUGGACCGGCUGAAGGCCCUCCUGAAACGAUUCGAAGGACCUUGUCGGUACGACGCCAACGAAGUCGCCAACCUUAACGACAAGUUGGACCGGUCAACACAGGCCGUCCUCCAACUUGGCAGACAACUCGAAGCUGCAGAGAAAGAACUGGCCGACACACAGUCAGCCUUGGUCGCCUCGGAACAAGCCGCGGGACACUUCGACGAAAUGUUGAAUCGGGCUAACGAAGAAGCCGAAGUAUACCGCAACGAAGUGGAUCGGUAUAUCGUCGAACUGCAGCGGGCCGACAACGAGGUCGACCAGCUCCGACAACUGACCGACCGACUCCAAAAGGAGUUGGAAAUUCUGACGGCCAGGAGCAGACAACAAAGUCCAGCUCACCAUGGCCGACCAUCGGAACGAGGAACCCUCAUUGCCGACCUGGAGGAAGCUAACACACAGUUAACCGACCAGGUAUACGGCUUGAACGAGUACCUCAAACAAGAGGAGAAACUCAGAGCUCAGCUGGAAUACAGCAUGGCCGAAGCUCACAAGGUGAACGAAGCGCAACGGAACCGCAUCGCGUACCUUGAAGCCCGUGAGAACGAACUGUUCGACUACGGCACAGAAGCAGCCAGCAACAUCACAGAGAUGAUGCGGCAAAUGGACGAGUUGGACACCGAGAUCCGGUGCCUUCGGGAGGAAAAGAAGGACCUGGAACAAACCAGGGCCGACCCCCCAUCCUACAGGACGUCCAUGGCACAGGACUACCACCAGUCGCAAACAAUGCGCGACAUCCUGUGGGGCAAUAAUCCGGCCCAAGAACUGUGGAAGAAGGAGACAAACACAUCCUACUUCGUCGGAGUCGUCACAACCGACCCGUCCACCGGAGCGCACUCACAACCGAAUCCGGUACCUAGUCAGCCCGAGCCGGAGCGUAACACGUCAACAACGACGUCGUACGUCCCGACCUCGAACGUGCCGACUACGACGACAGCAACGGCUGGUGCGAAUACGAGCACCUAG
This is a messenger RNA of Paramacrobiotus metropolitanus, 1323 nucleotides long. RefSeq names its product cingulin-like protein 1. The transcript has a single exon. Bases 1 to 1323 code for a protein of 440 amino acids. The record is from RefSeq and is a predicted model, not a curated record. Lineage: Eukaryota; Metazoa; Tardigrada; Eutardigrada; Parachela; Macrobiotidae.